CCUCACUCCGCCAUCGCCUCCCGCCUCCCUUUCCCUCUCCCGCCUUCGUCCCUGAGGGAGGCUGAGGCGGCGGCGGUUCCAUUCCUCCCUCCGUGACACACCGGGGCCGUCACCGCAUGCCUGCCCGCCCCCCCAAGUAGGUAAGGGGCUUCGGGUGGGGAUGGGGGAAAGGGGUCCCCUCAGGGCUGGCGGGGAGACGCUUGGCCCCGGAGAGCGAGGCCAAAAAAUAAAAAAGGACGAGGCCGUGCUGGCGGCUGAGGGGACGAGGAGGAGGAGGCCUAGGCCGCCCCGCAACGCCCCCCUUCCCCAGCCCCUCGUGGGUGCCUCGCCUGACCCACCCAGCGCACCCUGCGGAGGCUUCUCCCUCCUUCCCCGCUUCCCCGCCUUUCUCCGAAGGACGCCGUUUCUUGGCACAAAUCUCAGCCCCUCCCAAGGCGGGGGGACGGGAAAGAAGAGGAAUGACGCCUAUAUAUACAUUGUUCUAAUUCUGUCGGUGUUUAAUUGUGUUUUUAAAAACGGUUUUCCUCCUUCUCUCCCCCGCCUCUAUGCUUUGAGCUCUUUCUGUUUUAUCUGCAAUCCGCCUGGAGCCCCUGCCAAUGGGGGGGGGGGGGAGAGACUGGUAUCGAAAUAAAUAGGAACAAGAGAUGGAGGCUCCCCAGACAGACAAAACAGACACGUGUGCCUGUUUUUAUGGAGGGUUUGGGUUUGGGGAAAAUAAUGCACUGCCGACACUUUUCAGCAUGCCACCUGUCUGUCUGUGCAUGGCGAUAUUGGUUUGCAAGAGGGGGGUGGGUAUGGGGUCCCACCACCCCAGCUCAGGGGAGAAGCAUCUUCUUGGCAUACAGAAAGGCCCAGGUUCAGUUCCUCCCCAGAAUCCUGGAGAGAUGCUGCCAGCCAGGGUAGAUAGCACUGAAGCAGAUGGGUCAUUGAUCUUGCUCUGUAUAAGGCAGUUUCCGAUGUUCCUAAGGUCCCAGCUUCAACCUGUGGCAUCUCCAGGUAAGCCUGGGAGAGAUACGCUGUCUGAAACCCCCGGGGAGCUGCUGCUAGUCAGUGUAGACCGCAUAGAGGUAGAUGGUGCAUUGGUCUGACUCUGCAUAAAACGGUUUCCUAUGUUCCUAUACAGUGGUACCUCGGGUUACAUACUUAAUUCGUUCCGGAGGUCUGUUCUUAACCCGAAACUGUUCUUAACCUGAGGCGCACUUUCACUAAUGGGGCCUCCUGCUACCACCGCGCUGUCGGCGCAUGAUUUUUGUUCUCAUCCUGGGACAAAGUUCUCAACCCUAGGUACUACUUCCAGCUUAGCGGAGUUUGUAACCUGAAGCGUUUGUAAUCUGAGGCACCACUGUAUGUCUUUGGGGUCAAUGGAAGAGCAUCUGCUUCGCAUGCAGGUCACAUUGAGUUCAACAGGACUUGUUCCUGUACAUUGCGUGUAUAAUUCAUGUAAUGAAUUUUGGAGUUGACCUAUUUUUUUGAAAAUUCGAUAAUAGCCGUAUUUCCACACACUCCUUUCCCCACGACUUGGUCUGGUGGUCAUGUUUAUUUGAUCACCCAGGCUAACAAACCCACAUUUAUUCAGUGUGUGUGUGUGUGUUUCCUUUCUGGCAAAACUAGAAAAGACAUUCUGCCUUACCCUGAGUCAUAAUGUUGGUCCAUCUAGUUCAGUAUUGUGUACACUGACUGGCAGUGGCUCUCCAGGAUUUCAGACAAGAGUCUCUCUUGGCUGUACCUGGAGAUGACGCAAAUUGAACCAGGGAUCUUCUGCAUGCUCCACCACUGACCCACCCCACAACUCAAUGGGAUUUACUCCCAGGUAAGCAUGUAUAGCAGGGCUGAUGAACCUUUGCCUCUCCAGGAUGAACCUUCGCCUUUUUGGAUUACAGCUCCCAUCAGCCUUGACUAUUAAGAUGUAGGCUGUGGUUGAUAGGAGAUGUAGUUCAGUAUCAUCUGGAGGGCCAAAUGUUUCCUGCCCCUGAUGACUAGGAUUGUAGCUUUGUUGUGUCAAAUGAAGUAGACUCCAGUCCAUUAAAGUUUCUGCCACAGUAAAUCUGUGGUGCCCUGCAUACUAUUUUUACUGUGGAGAGAUGGAACAUAUAUCUCCUUAUAUCAAGUUUUUAUUCCACUAAUAACCACUCUCCCUCCAUGGAGCUCAGGGUAGCAAACGUGGUUCUUCUACUUCAACAGUCUGGCGGCCCAACAACAACCCUGUAAGUUAAAUUAGGCUGAGAGAAAAUGAUGGACCCAAGUUCAGUCUGAGGGGAGAUGGGACUCCUUGUGCUCAUCUGAUUUACAUUGGAGCUUCUCACAUGGAGGUUGCAAACUGUACCACUUGCAUUUUCAUGAGCUUAAAAAAUGCCUUACAAAUAUUUCUAUCUGCUACAGAGACAGGCACAUCAAGAGCCCCCUAAAAUAUUAGGAAAUUUGCAAGCAUUCAUACUUUUGAAUGAUACUCUUAAACUAUUCCAAUGGGGAAUAAAUUAAAUGAGCUAUGUUUUACUCUGUGUCCUUUGCACUGUUAUCUGCAAGUUAUCUCAAAUGGUUCUGUGCAUUUGAUAAUAAAAUAUUUAUUUUGCUAAUUUAUUUUUGACAAGUUGAAACAAUAUGAUUAUUUAUUCUUGGAUAUUUUGCAAAAAUAGCAAGACGGUAAUUUAAGUGAUGAUUUCCUGCUAUCUGUGAAAUAUAUAGCCAUAUAUUUUUGCAUACAUUUUAAGGGUGUUAGUAAUGAUAGAGUGUUAAAUGUUUAAUUGCUUCCAUAUUACUUUAUGUAUGUAUAUUUAGGAACCAGCGCAAAGUAUAAUGUGUGAAUAUUACUGACAUCAUGACAGCUGUUAGACAGAGAAAGGGAAUAAAAGCCACAGAAGUUCCAGAAGAGAGUGUAUUCCACGAGAAGAACUGGAAACUUAAUGGGAAAACUCUAGCUGGUAGGUCACGGUUAUCCUUGUUUAAUGUACUUAAGCUAUAACUUCAUGUGUAAGUAGAAAUAAAAAUGGGAAAACCAAGAAUGGUUAUUAUUCCAAUUGAAUUACAUGGCUGAGUUUAGCCAUUAUUAGGAUUCACCCAAAUUCAUUCUCUACUGGCAUUUAAAGCUAUCUUUGACUUCAUGUAUUUCCAGGAUGCAGUUAUAUUUAGGGAGCUAUGUUUUGAUUUCUUACUUUUUGCCUACAAAAUAUUUCAUGCAAAUAUUUUUUUAUUUGCAAAUAAAGUUCAAGUAGCUUAUCACAAACCCUAACUAGGUAGCACAUAAAAUAUAAUUUCUACUCAGUAGGCCACUAGAAAUUAAUGGUUUUCUGUUGGGUACGUUCAUUAAUCUGCUAAUAAGUCAGUCACAGUUCUAGUAUUUUUAGUUCCACUGAGUUUGAUGGGUUUUCUAGAGUUUGGUAUUGUGCUGCCCAUAUAUCAAAACUAGAGAAGGUUGGUCUUUGUUUCAAAUAACAUGAUUAAUUGGGAAAUCUGAGAAGAGGAAUUGAUUUGAAACCAAUAUAGUCUACGUGGAGGAAUAACUCUAAAUGUAGUUAUGGGCUGUAUUUUCCCUUGGCAUCACAUUGUCUGUGGUUUUGCUGCUUUGUUGUCAGCAGGUAAAUCACCUGUAAUCGUGCACCAUUAUCAGGGACUGCUUUGAUAAGUGCACAUUUAGAGAAGAAGGCACAAUUUAGAUAACCCAAGCUUUAAAGUUAAAACAAGAUUUUGGUGUGAUUAAUAAAGUCACCCUGCUUGUAAUUUAUUAGAAGGCAUGCCACAAAGGAUAUUUCAAAUAAUUUCAGAAUGAGAGGUGAUGAUUAUCAAGACUAUUUUGAGCUUAUAAGCUUUUUACUGAACUCUAUUAUCGAGGAAGGGGCAUAACACAAAGCAGAUCAGAGCUUUCAUAAUGAGUACAAGAGCAAUUAACUGUUCUUUGCAGAAGACGUAGCAAGCUUGAGAGAAAAUAGUUAGCUCUGCCCCUUUCAGUGUUCCUGUCCUUCAGAUUAACAUCACUUAAAAGGGAAUUACUUCGAUCUAGAGAACCUGUGAAUGGAAGGGAAGUAGCUAUUAGCACUGCUCCACAAAUGCUUUCUGAAGAGUUAGAAUCAUAGAAUUGUAGAGUUGGAAGGGACCACAAGGGUCCAACCCCCUGCAAUGCAGAAUUCCCCCCCCCCCAACAUGGGACUGCAACCCACAACCCUGAGAGUAAGAGUCUCAUGCUCUACCGACUGCUACAGUAAACUAUUUUGGACCUUAAGCUGCCCUCUAUGUUGUGACUGGAACUGGGGGCAAAGUCCACUGCAUGUGUAUCUCAUCGCAGAUUCCCAAUAAGGCCCAGGAGCAAAAUGCUUUAUCUAUCUAGGGCUUGCCAAUACCCCACUGUGUCCUCAGUUGGCUUUGCCUGCCUGGAGUGUGUGUGUGUGUGUGUGUGGAAAUCCCAACGUGUGUGGCUGGAAUGCAGCCUACUUUACAAAUGCAACGGAUGUGACUUUUUUACACUAGCCCCAUCCAGGUUGCCUGUGAGGGAAUAUGGCCCUCCGAAAAAUAUUGCCCACUCGUUACAGAAGAAAUAUGCAUAUGCCCUAGAUUUAAAGUGGAAGAGAAGGAUAGAAAAAAUUGCAUAGAUAGCUGCUUCUAUAUUUCCAGCAGAGGCCAGUAAUAACCGUUUGCACUUAAUGCCCAUUAUGAAGGAGAUAUCAAAGUAUGGAGUUUUCUCUGUCUAUCUGCUUAGAAGAUUUCAGGGUUGUGUGACUUAGCAUCCCCAAUUCAUUCCCUUUCACCCCCAUCCACAACCAGAGCCUUUUCUCAAUUCACCCACAGAUGUUUUGUCUCAACUGUCUUAUUUCAGUUGUAAUUUCCCACAAAUAGUUCCCCCCCCCUUACUCUACCUGUUUAAAUUAUUAAAUAAAAAAUAACUUUCUCCUCCCUGCUGUUUUCCUUUCACUUUCCACCUCCAUUCUGAAUUAGGACUGCAAUAUUUUCUGCCAUAGCAACAUAACUGGCUGUUGCCCAUUUGAGCUACCAUGAAAAACUAGUGUAAUUUUGAUUAAUAUAGCAGAGAAUGGAGUUUAUUCACCCUGUACAGCACUAAGGUUGUUCUGAGUAGAAAGAAUGGAAUUAACGUGACUUCACUUAGGUUUGCUAAUUUCAGUGGGAUUUACUCAUUGAGUAAAAGGAUUGAAUAUAAAACAACCCUUGGUUCUUUUUAACAGCAUUAUAAUAGAUAGGUUCAAUACAUUUCUGCCUGUAUAAGAGUUUGCACAAGUGAGAAGAACAUCUUGGGAUUUAGCUCACUUGUCUCACAGAGUGCCCUAGCACAAUGCCUUCUUUGUGCAAAAUACCCCCUUUUUCUGCAUCUUUUGAUACAACCCUUUUAAGAACCAGCUGGGUCAAUUUAGUGCAUUUUAGUGUAGAUUUUGUUGUUUUAUAUUCUUUUGUGUACCACCUUGGGUGGAUGUUUCUUUUGAAAGAUAGGGUAUAAAUCAAAUGAAUACAUUUUACAUGUAUUUUCCAGUGCCAGAACAAUCCAAGAGAAAUCAGUUUUCCCUCAGUUUUCUUUUUGGAAAUCUGUUCUCUGUUUAUGAUACAUAAACUGUAGCCAACAUCUGGAGUGGAUACUACCAUCCAUUUCAAACAUAUUGGAGGAGUUGUUUUUGUUUUUUAAAGAUAAAUAUUUAUUAGAACUAUCUUCUGCAGGUGGAAAAUUGUGGAAGAAACUUUCACUCAUCGUUGGUGGAAUCGUUGGCAUAACUCUGGGAAUCUUCACUUCUGUUUAUGUUGCUACACUACAUGAAAAUGAUCUGUGGUUCUCCAACAUCAAGGUAACAGAAUGACUCUGAUUGCAUGAUUGGUUUCCUAAGGCAUUGUUCACAUUGCGGCUUUUCAGACUUUUUUCUGCCGAGCUAUCCACAGCUACCAUAGCAUUGCCUUUUUCUACAUUGUUGAUAAUUUUACUCUCUCCCACAUCAACCACUGUUCUUAUCAGGUGUGUCUUGAGGACAUACUGAGGUAGUAGAAAGCAGAUAACAAGCUGAAAGUAGCAGCUAUGUUGAUGUGUUUUUUAUUUGUUUAUAAUAAAGCAUCCUGGAUUGCUCAGACUGAAUGGUGGUUGAACCAUGAACUGUAUAUACACUGUUCUUUUUAAUUGGAUCUUACAUUAUUGAGGGAGGAAGGUUAAAGCUUUAAUUUCCCUUCAGAGAAGGGCCACUUCAGAAGUUUUUAUUUUUCGUGGGUUCCCAUGAAAUACCACCAGUAAAACAGAAACUGGAAUGGACUAUUUCACUAUACCAUAUAUUAAAAUUGUGCCACCGUGUUAGAUGUGACUUGGGCUUAAGCAAGGUUCUUAAGCAAGUUUCCAGUAGAUUUUCCAUUCUGACUACAGCAGGUUAGUAUCAUAUACUGCAGUAGCAGAAUUCAUCAUGUGGUACAUUAAAGUAGUUUCAUCUAAUGAUGUCAUAUUAAUAGCACCUAUUUUAUCUUUGACUCUAUUAGGAAAAACUCAAUUGCAAUUUAUUGUCAGCCCCUGCAAAAUAAAUCAGGGCUGGAUGUGAUAGAAAAUCUGCCAAGAGAAGAAUGAAAAUUUCAGUCAAUAACUUGGUGCUAUCAACACAGAUUUUUUUCCAUGAAGAGAAAAUAAAUGAUUUAUACAGGAUAGAGGGUUUAUUAGGAACACACCUUUUGCUUCUUCUGGGUCUUGCAAGUCUAUAACAUCUAAAUGUGAAUUUCUUUGAGUCUUGGGCAAAAAAAAUGUGUGCAAUUCAUUUAGGUCCUGUUCCCAAAGUCCUGGAUAGGAAACUGAGGCACAGAAAUAAUGAUUUAGUAUAGUCAAGCUGAGAGUUGAACCCAAUUUCCCAUGCCAUGAUUCAGCUUUCCAGCAAUAGAAUUCAUUAUUUCUAUUCCAGCAAAGUCUAAUUUCAGUACAUGGCUAGCUGUUGUAUAUAAAUCCGUUGCUUUCUUCAUUCAUCAAAGCUGAAUAAACACUCCAAUCAGAGCAAAUGGGCUUGAGGUUAACCAGCCAAGAGUUCUGUGUGUAUUAACUGUGUUUGUUGACGGCAUGCUGUGCAACCUUGGUCACGUUAAUGCAGUUAUCUGUAUUGAGCUUUCACUUUUAUGCUUAAGAAGAUUUGCUACGUAAUUAAUUGGAUUUUAUUUUUAAAAGCAAUAUUCUUUUAUUUCUUUUUCUGGUGCAGUUUUGGUUUUUAUUAAGCAAGCAAACAAAGAAAGCUGAAAUGGUACUUUCUUGAGUGUAUUACAUUGGGUUCUUUUGAAAGACAGUAUCAAGCUUUGUUUGAUCUAGUUCCCAAACUCUUCACUGAUGUGGGACCCCAGAGGCAUUUUGUUGCAGCACAAGAUUCAGUUGUUAGCCUUGUUCUCUGAUUGGAAAGCCAUUGCUUUUCCAAGAUUCUCUCAUGUGCCUGAAUUCCAGACAGUCACCCACAAGGCUUUUGGGCUCCAAAGAUCACUGAAAAACCAGAACCUUUUAUAGAUGUGAAUGUGUUGAACAUAAAUAGAAUAUUAAUUUUGGAAAGAUAUUUUUACAUGACUCUGUUCAAAAUACCUUGCAACUGAUCAUCCUUAUCUUCCACAUAGAACCAAAGAAUUGUAGAGUUGGAAGGGACCCAAAGGGUCAUCUGGUUCAACCCCCUGCAAUGCAGGAAUAACAUGUUUGUGCUGAUGUGAGAUUGAGUUGUGUUUACAGAGGGAGAAGAGUGCACAAUAAUGGGAGAUGUUUAGCUCCUUGCCAGUUCUCCGGCCUUUUGAAAAAGGUGAAUCCCUAGUUGGAGAAUAUUGUAAAAGAAUAAAAAGAUACAAAGGACAAGAGCCCCUCAUAUUAUCCUGACAAGGUCUAUACAAAGCUUUCGUGUAGCAACAAAGCAUUAGAAACAACUAAAAUCUCCAACGGCAGUGAAAGUGAGACCACUGCAGAAGGGGAAGAAAGGGAAGAAAAGAGAGGAGAGAAAACGUUGGGUGAAAUAUUUUAAGUCCACCUUUUGGAGAUUUCAGCUGAGCUGGGCCUCCCCUCCACAGGGUUCAUAGGUCUGCCCUGCCAUGUAGCACCAUGAUGGUGGCAGUGGGAGAUGAAGGCAGGAACUGGUGUCUGAAUGAUGCAGCAAAAUGUUUUAAAGUAUUGGUCCUAGUGUGGAAGGGGGCAUCAGUCCUUCACUCCAGACAGUAAAAUGUCUUGGACUUCUCCUACUUAAGAACUGCCUGCCCUGAGGGUAGAAGAGAAAAGUCAAAAGAGCCUUUUGGAGGGGCUGGAUGGAGGGACAAUAUACUCCCCCCUCCUCUGCUGGUCUGCUCCACUUCACCAGAGUGCCAGUAUAUGCUGCUUUUGCAGCUAUGCCUUGAAACCUCCCCCCUCUUACACAUAGUCCUGCAGCAUUCAAGUUUAGGCUUGGUUGCAAACCUUGCUGCACCCACAGCUCCCAACUCUCCAGUACAGUGUGGGAAGGGGAAGUUUAACCCCCCACCCCACUCUACACACACACACACACACACUCAAACCAUGGUUAGUGGCUAUCUCCUCCAUCCUACCCCCACUACCACUAUUUUCCUGACCCUGAGAGCUAGUUUAGAGGUAAAAGGUAGGUUAAGCACACAUAACAUAUUUUCACAGUCCCACAAAUUGUUUCAGUCAUACUCCUGAAAGAAGUAUUUCAUAAGAUUCCCCCACCACCAAUGUUUCUACAAAUUUUCCAUUUCCGACCCUGGAGUGCAGGGUAUUUCCUGUUUCCCUCCUCAGGCCACCAAUUUCAUUUCAUACAGAUGAGUUCUGUUUCUCAGUCUUUGCUGAGAUAGAAACAUAUGCAUGAGGGAACUUCAGGGGCUGGUUUGUGCAUGCAGCUUCUUUACUUGAUGAGUGCAAUAGCAAUCAACAUAAUUCAUGUGCAAAACAUCCAUCACACAGACAUAACACCACAGAUAGUAUAUUCCUAUUGAUAAAAGGGAUUGGCUUGUCACCACCAUAGAUGAUAAUAAAAUAUUCAGUAGGCAUUUUGUAGUUUACCUCCUUUUCUUCCGUAAUUCCUGAAGGGAAUCAUAAUAAUGGAGCAGGGCAUGACUGCAAAUAUUUUUGUACUUGCAGCUGAUCGGAUAUCUCUAGAAUAAUGCAGAAUUCACUUUUAAUUGCUAUAUAAGCAUCAGGAGUUUCAGCAAAGCAUCAUGGGGUUCAUAGAGUCAAGACUUCAUAAACACAAAUUACAUAUAUAUAGAAUGUGUAUAGUAGUAUUAUCUAAAUAUUAGCCUUGAAAUUUCAGCCCAUAGCUUUUGCCACUUUUAUUGACAUCUGAGACUCUAGGAAGAGUAUGAAUCGCUCUAAAAUUGGAAAUGUGUUGUGAAUGAGGAAAGCAGAUGUUAUCUUCGUAUGAAACAGAUGUAAAGCAGUAGUGUUUACCUCGUAAAGUAUGGCAUUUGGUUGAAUACAGCUGGUGCCAGGCUUAAAGAUUAAUCACGUUUGAUACAGUCUUGCUAAUUAGAUCCCUUUCAGUGCCCAGCCCUCCAGAAUCAAUUCCAAAAUGUUUCAGAGCUUUCAAGUUUUAAUACUUUCUGUAGUUGUGGGACUACCAUAGGAACUUGAGUCAUAUUACUCUGUCAUUGUGAACUGAUUAAACAGAGGUUGCAACUUUCAGUAUUUCAGGUAAUUUAGUGAACACCCACUGUUACCCACAUCUUUCAGCACACUACAUAGCAUACCCAGUCAUGUAAAGUUGACGUGUAUUUAAUCUGUCAUUUUAGUUCAUAAGUGUUGAUUUUAUUUAUAUUCUGAUUUUUUUUAAAAAAAUGUUUUUGACUUUUAUUGAUAAUUUUAAUGUAUGCCUUAUAUCUCUGUAAACUUCUUCGGGGUUUUAAUUAAAAUUAAGGGGCAUACACAUUCUGUUAAAUAAAAACAAGGUAAGUAACGUUUAAAUGGGUUGCAGUGUGAACCACCUGUCAUUUUCUCUUUCUCCAUUGGUUUGUCUUGGGAUUAAUAUUGUUUUGGAUAAUAAGAAUAUGACUGUGCUUUAAUAGUAAGUUAAGACCAGGGGUCAGCAAACUUUUUCAGCAGGGGGCCAAUCCACUGUCCCUCAGAUCUGGAGGGGAACCAGACUAUAUUUUUUUGGUGGGGGGAGGAAUGAACGAAUUCCUAUGCCCCCCAAAUAACCCAGUGAUGCAUUUUAAAUAAAAGGACACAUUCUACUCAUGUAAAAACACACUGAUUCCUUUACCGUCCGUGGGCCGGAUUUAGAAGGCAGUUGGGCUGGAUCCGGCCCUUGGGCCUUAGUUUGCCUACCCACGGUUAAGACCAUUUCAUUCCAGCCUUUUAGUGCAGUAACAGUGAUUGGGUUGACUAAGAACAAAGUUUUGAAGCUGCAGAAUGAGGCAUAGAAGCCAACACUAUAAUUUAACAGUAAAAACAUUAAAAUAGAAACAGGUAAAAAGUGCUUAAAAACAAGGGGUAGCAGUCCAUAAAAGCCCCUCAGACUAGGAUAACAAAUGCUUGCUGGAAUAAAAACAGUUUAGCUAGAAAGUGGAAAGACAAAAACUGUGAUUGAGACAGUUGCUAGCUGCAAAAAAGUAUAAGUGCAUUGAAGACAGUUUUUACAAAGUUUCAGGCCUGUAUUUCUUCCUAGAUUUGGGUUUUUUAAAAAAAAACCUGGGAGUUUUAAAUUGACCAGUGACAGUUCUAAGAACACAUCUGCUCACAGUAAGUCUGUUGGUAAAAAAUCCUUGGCAGCUGACCUAGGCUGAUACACAUAAGUAAUAUCUAGGAAAUCAUGUUACUUCAGUUUUUCCUUGUGAUUUUUGCCGAUACUUUGGCUAUCCAAAAUGAAAUGGAGGUUUCAGCUGCCUUUCAUGUCUUUAUUAGUUUACUUUUUGGACUAGAGCCAUAGUUUUCUGGUAGAUUUGGACCUUGGAGAUCUCUGGACUUAAAUCUCUGGUGUGCCACCAACUCAUCAAAAUGUCCUUGACUAAUCCCAACCUCACUUCCCUUUUGGUUAACGUAGGAAGGAUAGUGAUCUAUUGCAUGGUAUUGUUGCACUGAGGAAUGAGGUGAGGAUUAGAGAGCAGUUUUCUUCUAUCUCAUAAACUGCUAUUGUUGCUGAUCUUAACUAUGUUACACUAAUUUUAUUAAACAGGUCAGAGGCAAACGAUAGUAAGACAAGCAUCAGGUUAAGUUUAUUCUUGAUCUUAACUGGCAUGUUUCCUUCCAGGAGGUAGAGCGGGAGAUUUCAUUCAGGACAGAAUGUGGCCUGUAUUACUCUUAUUACAAGCAGAUGCUACAAGCUCCAUCCAUUCAACUAGGUAUUGUAACUUUUAUUUUCUGAACUGGAUAAAGUACAAAUGGCUCUCAGAAGCACUACUCUUCUGUGUUUUUAAAGAGAAUGCUGGAUUAUCAACUUCCAUCUUCUGUUUGUCGGUGGCUUUUUAUAUAAAUCCCAGGAACACAAACCAAUUGUUAGUGGCAGAAGUGCUUGUCAUACCUGGAGGUGCCUAUUGUUGCUAGAUAGCAUAGAAUUUUAGGUAUUACCUAUAUCAAUGGAAGCAUUACUUUCAUCUUAAACUAUAUGGUUCAGAUGAUACUGAUUUCUAAAAAGUAGACUCAGAGCCCCAGAGCACUCCAUUUGCAAUAAAAGCAGCACUAUUUAUUAGAUUACUUUCCAUGAAUCUACUCCUGGACACACUUAAGUGGUAAGCUCCAUUGAACACAGUAGAACCUACUUCUUGGGAUACACUGUCAUAUGUGGCUCCUAAAGAGGGGGUAUUCUAACUCAAAAAUAAGUGAUGCAAAUUGACUUACUUUCCUUAGACUUUCUCAAAGCAUGUGCAUUUUGACUGGUAUCACCCACCAACCAGAUCUAGUUCCUUGUAAGAAGCCAAAUGACUUUAACAGUAGCAGAGCAUAUUUAAUGAGUAGCAUUCUAGUUUCUAACUUUAAAUUCUCUUGCAGAAGACGUUUACAUUUUAAUGGCUUUUAAAUGCAGGUGUGCCUUCAUUUUAUUUUCUUCUUUCUACAGGUUUACAUCGCUUGAUGUCUGACAAUAAAACUGAGUCCAUGAGGACAAUUAACAUACUUGAAAGAAUGAAUGUUUACCAAGAAGUCUUUCUCAGCAUUCUGUAUAGGGUUUUUCAUAUGAAUGUGAGUGUUUAAUUAUAAGUCCCUGAUAAAUGCACAAGCAUCUUGCCCAAGUCAGUACAGUGACAAGUUUUGUGGAAAUUCGUCUUUACCCAGCAUUAAGUCCCAUUAAGUUUAAUGCGAUUUACUCUAGGAAUUGUGUGUAAGGACCUAAGAAAAGCCCUGCUGGGGCAGGCCAAAGCACCUUGUUCUCACUGUGCCAAACAGAUUCCUGUAGAAAACCAGCAAGCUGAUCAUGAUCACAGCAGCUCUCUCCCACUCAUGAUCCUGAGCAACUGGUAUUCAAAGGCAUACUGCCUAUGACCCUGACAGAAAUGGAUGCCAUCAUGACUAGUCCUAGUCAGAACAGGCCCAUUCAUAUUAAUAAACCCAAUUUAGACACAUUCAAUGGAUCUUCUCUGAGCAGGAUUGCAUUGGCUACCACCCUAAAGUUAAACUGUGUUGUGCAAAGAAGCUCUAUAGUAGAAUCCUAUAUAGGUCCUAUAUUUCAAUGGUACCUACUUCCUGAGAGCCAGUGUGGUGUAGUGGUUAAGAACGGUAGACUUGUAAUCUGGUGAACCGGGUUCACGUCUCCGCUCCUCCACAUGCAGCUGCUGGAUGACCUUGGGCUAGUCACACUUCUUUGAAGUCUCUCAGCCCCACUCACCUCACAGAGUGUUUGUUGUGGGGGAGGAAGGGAAAGGAGAAUGUUAGCCGCUUUGAGACUCCUUCGGGUAGUGAUAAAGCGGGAUAUCAAAUCCAAACUUCUCUUCCUCUUCUUCUUCUUCUAAGUAUGCAUAAGAUUGCAAUCUCAUUUUACAAACAUUCUUAUGAUCGGAAUUGUUGGUUUCAUGCUAAGUCAAGUACUAUUUGUUUAAUGGUUUCCUGUGUUCUUCCUUCACAGAAUUUUUUUGAACCUGUUUAUUUUUACAUCUACACAUUGUUUAGCCUUCAGGCAGUCUAUGUUGCUGCUCUGUAUGUGACCAGCUGGCUUCUCAGUGGAACUUGGCUUUCAGGUGUAUUAGCAGCCUUCUGGUAUAUCACAAACAGGUGAGGAUACUUCUGCAAAUCCUCCUCUGAAAUAAUCCAAUAUUUGCCAUGCUAUAGAAAAGAAUAUAUUCAUUUCUUCAAGUUAGAUUGCUAUAUAUUUUGGAAAGUGGUUUGCCUUCUCGCUGUGCAUUUAGACACCUCUUAGGACAUCAUAACCAAGUUUCACAUGAUGGUUCCUGAGAUCAAGGAGCAGGGUUUUUUUUCUGUGCUUCGAUGGACUCUAUUUUGAAUCAAGAUAGUAGACUAAGCCUUUCAAAACAGAUUUUUUUCUUUUUUGUUUAGAAUUCCCGAGCAACGCAGCUGCUAGUUUUUUCUGGGCAGAUAAGUGUUGCACUAGCAAAGGCAUGUUGGUUUUAGCUCAAGACUUUCCUGUGUAUGUGAGCCUCAGAAUGGGACACAUAAUUUAGAAAAGAUAUGAGGGAGGGAGAAUACAUGGGAAUAGAAUGAGGUAGGUAGCCAAAACAUAGUACAGAAAGGAUUUGAAGCUCUGGAGGCUCUGUAUAAAAAAGAGCCUGUUCUAGUUUAGAAUAACCCUAAGGGGAAAAACUUCCUUUUGUGUAGAAAUGUUGAAAACUGGGCUGUCGGCCACUUAUAGGUGCUUUAGUGCUGCUAAACAUUUAUUUUGUGCCAUUAGUGUCUAGACAGUGUAUGGAGCACAACAUGACACAGUCAAUAAGCUGUCAAUUAACUGGUUUUUAAUAUAUUAAUAAAAAUAAUUGCUGCAAUAUUUCACUGCAGAACAUACUUCGAAGAUGCUCAAUGAAGCUGGCUGUAUUUCCUUGACUAAACAGCGUGUGCCAAUAAUUCUUUUUUCUUUUUUUAAUUUUACAAGUCUUUGGCAUUUGCACAUUGCUGUUCUAGAUUUAGGUGAUCUAUAACAACACAUCAUGUUAACAGGGUCCCCCUCUGAAUGAAAUAAGAUUUUAUCAGUUUACUUGUAAUGCAUUAACUGAAUUAGCCCGAAUGCUUUCUGCCAUAUUUGAAAUUAGUGAAGUAAUAGUCGAUGUCCAUUUUCAAUGUUGAGAUUUGCAUCUUUGUAGAGGACUUGCCCGUUGUUGCUUAUAUGAACCUUUUGCUUUGUUUUCUGCAGAACAGAUACCACCCGGGUGGAAUUCACCAUUCCGUUAAGAGAGAACUGGGCACUGCCAUUCUUUGCUGUUCAGAUAGCAGCAAUUACAUUCCUCUUCAGAUCUCAUUUGCGACCCACUCAUGAAGUGAGCCUUUUUUAAAAGCACAAAAAAGUUUUCUCUUUAAAAUGUAGUGAUAAAUGUUUCUAAAAUAGCCAGUUCAGAGCCACAUUACUCACAGAAACAGGCUUCUAUGUUGUAUCCUUAGUUGCGCGGGGAAUUGCAUGUGAAAAUGCCUCCUGAUGCUGUAGGCAUAGAGACCUUAUAAAAAAAGCAGCAGCCUUGUUGGAUAUGUUAUUCUGGAGAAAAAGGAGGUUUGGAUACUAUCCUCCCACUCCCCUUUUUCACUAGGAUGAUGAUGGUGGUGGUGAUCUUUUUUUGUUAAAAAAUAGAUUUAUUGUUGCAUGUGUGCUCUGUUGGUUCAGAGCCAGAGAGUGUACUUUGAGAUAUGUCUACUUUGGAGUAGGGUUCUAAGAAGGCGUCAUUUUCCAUUCUGCCCCUGUAUUCUUCACAUGAAGUACUAUUUCCCGUUGCAGUUUGUCUUUCACCCAAAUCUAUGUCAUUCAUUUAGCUCUGUGGCAAAAUUACAUAAUUUGCGUAAUUAAUUAAAUAAACUAUGGAAAUUAUGUUGUCAUGAUGUUAUUCCAACCCAUUCAUUUCACUGCAAAGGUAAUUUAGGGUAAAGGAGGGGGACGUAAUAUCAUUUGCAGACUGAAAGCAACUGAAUGAACUGAUUUUUAUUCUGGACAUGGGACAAAUAAGUGACCGCCAACAAUUUCCAUUCCUGUUUCUGUUUUUGUCAGAAUGCUGCAACAUCCCAUUGUAAAUAGAUGCAUGGUAUUUUGAAAUUAUUUAUGGAUGAUGUAUUUUAUUUAUUUUGUAACAGUCUGAUUUUGGGGAAUAGUUUUUGUUUAAAGCUGUUUGAUACAUUGAAAUGGCCAGUAAUCACUUUCCAUUUUUUCCACUACGAUCUUUCCUCAUGUAUCUCAUUUAGCUUAUGUUUUUGUUUUUCCAGAGGCUGACACUUCUGGCAGUAUUUAUUUCAACCUUCCUCUUCAGCUUGGCUUGGCAGUUUAAUCAGUUUAUGUUGUUGAUCCAGGCACUGGUUUUGUUCACACUUGACUGUCUUGACUUGCUUCCUAGAGGAAAGGUAAGCUAAUUGCUUAAUGUGCCGCCAUUGAAAUAAUGGAAAACAGUCACGUUUAGGUGUGCUUGAUUGUAUGCAGUGUUGCGGCCACUGUGUGUGAUUGCAAAGUUUGGAAGUCUGUCUUCAUUAUGAGGAACUCUGAUGAAAUAAUACUGUGCUUGAUGCAAAGUAAACUUGGUUAUGUAUGGAUGUUUAGGAUGGAAUGUCUUGUUUUUCAUAUUUUUCAACUGAAUACUAGAAUCUUGACUUUAAAAGUGCCAUAAAAAAAAAUCUUAACUUGGCGUUGAGAUAUGGGAGUAGUAGAACUGUGUAUCUUAAAGUACUUAACAACAAUGUAAAUCAAUGUCAUGCUUUUUGGGUUGUUUUAUUUAAUUUUUAACAAACAACCCCACAAAGAUCUGCAGGCAAGCUCAAUUUUCUUGGUGGGUAUUCUGCCCUCUCUGUCUUCUGGUGCCAUUUUCUUCAUUACAGGCGGGACUGGUGUGAGCAUUGUGCAAGUUAGAUAAUUCAAAAAAAUGAAGCUGUGGCAUGAACAAUUUCUUAUCAUUAUGUUUGUAGGUGACCUGGAUCUACAUAAUACAGGUGGCUAGUUUGCUGCUUGUUUGCCUCCUACAGUUCUUUAAUUCCAUGAUAGUGGGAUCAUUACUUAUAAGCUUUAAUUUGUCCACCUUGUUAGCAAGAAAACUCCAGGUAUGUAUUUAUCAUGGUUUAGUUUAUUUUGUUAAAAUAACAAUUAAAUAGGGUAAGCUGAAAAGUUGUCUGCUUUGCUACUUGGGUAAUCUUCAUAAAAUUACACAUGGUUAAAUGCCUGCCACCUUUGAUUAGCUAUGUUAGAUGUUAGGGACCAUGACUCAUAAAGAGCAAGUCAUGAUCUCCACAUCAUUAUAGGGAAAUAGCCAUGGUCAGUUUGAAAGCAGAGUUGCUGAUCAAACAGUAUUGGGACUGGAACUCCUUAGUCCUGCUGUCUUCAAGCAUAAUGAGCCCAUGAUAUGCUUUAUGGUCAGGUAUUAUUAUUAUUAUUUAUUAUUUUAAAUGAGUUUCCCUCCUCCAUCCUACUUACAAUCUUGCUCAAUAAGAACUGUUCUCACAGCAGAAUAUCUUCAAGUUUUCUGUUGCUUUUUUUCCACUGCUGCCACUGCCUAUCAUAGUCAUUUUUACAAUCAUUUUUUUCAUUUGCUGUUGGAGACUCGGUGCUUUGAAAACCCUAUUGGCUUCUCUCUUCAAAGAUUUAGUGCUAUCCUGAAAGGAAACCUGAAACUACCUUGAUGCACUAGCAUCAGUACAACAGUGGUUUUAAAAUUAAAAUUAGAUGGACAAGUAGUGCUCAGUAGCGUAGUUUGUUGUUUGAUAGAUCCAUCGUUUACAAAAAAAGAGGGGGAGAAGGAGAAAUAGUUUCUUUCUUCUGUCAUGUCCUCUUAUUUUUCGUGUUCCCUCGUUCAUUCCUACUGGCAAGGAAAAAGCUGCAAAGAAGAAAAUUCAGCCUGUGAAGGUCAUUAAAAGAUGCUAGCAUCCGGCACUGGAAAGCCUCCUGCUUUGGAUUUCCACCAUGCUCCUGUUCCUUCUUACCCAGAAUGCUGAGUGAGCCCCUCCUUUCAGCAACUGCUGAAAGCUGAUGGCGCUCAAGGAGCUCCUCCCCACCAGCGACUGCUGUUUUGAAAGUAUCCAGAAAGCCCAUCACCAAACUCCCAAAUAAAUCUAGUCUCUACCAGUGCCAAAGGGUGAAAGCAGUACUUUUUUAGGGUGAAGCCUCCAGAGGGGACCACCUCUAGAGGGGCUUCAGUCUAAAUCUUGUUCAGCCUCAAGGGUGGUACCUGUCCCCCUUUCAUCUUGGAGUGGUUCAUUCCAAAUGGGUCAGUCCAUGUCAAAGUAACAGAGCCAUUAAACUGGCAAAAUAGCACAAUGUUUUCUCACAGUUCAGCCUAUGGAAAUGUUAAAAGUUCCAACAGUGAAUGCCCCAGUGGUGGCGCUCCUAUCAGGCAUCGUAUUAUCUAAGGACAAUGACAUGUCUCUUUAGGACAGAGUGAAAAGACCAAAGGGGCACUUAAUGGGUCCCAUGAGGCUUCUGCACUGGUUCUCUAGGCUGCUUCCACUGGUGCUCCUUUUCCCAGGGCAUCCCUCCCAAGGCUGGAAGAAUUAAUUCAAAACAAAGAGCUUAAUGACAGAACCUUACAUAGGCUGCUAGGAGGAGAUCUCUGCUCACGUGGAAAUCUUCAUCUAUAUUCACAAGGCACCAUGAAGUAGACAUCUUCACCUCUUCAAGGAGAGCUUUUGUCAGGAGUGGGCUUCAGCAUGUCUUCCCACAGAAAUUUCAGCUAUAAGCACCGUGAUUGGAUUUACCCGACAGUUAGGUUAGCUAGGACAUUAUCACAUCAGUAAUGGAUGCUUCUUUUACAUCAAAUUUUACGUAUUCACUGUGGAUUUUCUUUUUGGCUUGGAGUGAACGAGGCAUCUGCGCCACAGCCUGGUGAGUCAGUGCACAUUCAUACAAACCAUGCAGGAUAGGACUUCCUUGAAGACCUUAAAAUGCAAGUCCCCCGUCUUGUCUGGAGGGAUUAGCCCCUUAGUAAUCAAUGCCUCAUACACCCCAAACCAGAAAAAACAUUCACUGUGAGUGCCCAGUGUUCCUUUGCAAACACUAAAAUACCAUUGCUUACAUUUUCCAGAAUAACCUGAAAACUGGUGGCUUCUUUAGCAGGCUUGGGAAGCUCUUCCUUCACAUACUCUUAGUGCUGUGCUUGACAUUUCUUGUAAAUAAUUUUAUUAAGGUGAGUAAAUCCUUUUUUUUCUAUCUUUUUUCCAAUUGAAUCUGUAUAGUAUCUUGUUCAAUAUGUAUAACAGAUUUACAGUGCAAUACUAUGUUUGUUCGCAUAUUAUAUGCAUUGGUUUGUAACCUUAAAUGGCUUUAUGUGCAAAUUCAUAGUGCGUUUGUAAAGAAAUUUUGUUUCUUAUUUGUCUGUACAACAGACAAAAUUGAAUUUAGCAUUCCAAAUGUGUUCUGCUUUUACAAAUGCUUUGCUUUUCCCUAACAUUGUAUAGCUACACACACAAAUGGAAUAUGUAGCUUUACAUUUGGGAUGCCUAAAUAUACAAUGAACUUCAACUACAUGCCGAUGUUCUGCUUUCUUCUUUUCACAUCCUUCCUCAGUCAGUUUAAACCAGGGGUGGGAUACUGGGUCCAGCCAGAGGAUGGAUCUCGAACUUGCCCCCUCUCUGCACACCUACCUGUCAGUCACCUGAUCUAAUAUGAUGCUGGGCUAUUUAAAUUUCAACUCACAGGAACAAUCACAGAUUUAAACCACCUAACAAACAACGUUUAAACCAGCAAUGGGGAACCUCUGGCCCACUGGUACUACAACACUAAGAUUGGAGAUGUGUCUCUGCUGCUGCCUUUUUCUAUCAGGGAUCAAGCAGAGGCUUAUAGCUGAUCUCAGUGCUGUGGAAUACAAUUUUAAGAAAAACCAAAGGGGGGAAAAGUGGCACUUGUGAAAUGUUGUGAUGGUGAUGGCAGAGUUGUCUUCACAACUAAAAGAAAGUAAUAACUUUUAUUUUCUCUCUUCACAGAAAGUUCUUAAUCUGGAGUCAGAUGAGCAUAUAUUUAAAUUUCUGAAGGCAAAGUUUGGAUUUGGAGCAACAAGGUAUGGUAUUGUUCAGAGUUCAAAACAAAAUUGUUUUCCUCUAGAUUUUUGGCAUGGGAGGGACCCAAAUUUCUAGUAAACAGGUUUACUAGCCAACCUGUGCCGUAAGACCGGCAGUGGAGGCUCUUCAGGUUGUCCCAUUGGCAGGGAUGGUGAGACAGAAUAGGGUUUUCUCUGUGAUGCUGCCCAGCGAUAGAAUACCCCAUCCCUAAAGGUUGGUUACCCUCUAUGUUGAUGGACUUCCAGCACAAAAUACUUGUUCUAUUUCACUUUUGGUGGUACUGAAACCAGGGUUUCAGAAUUUGGGGGGCAUUACGUCCACUGCUGUAGUUUAUUGCUUUGUUUGAAAAACCCAGGGAUUUGUUUGAAUGAAGGGCAAGUUAGAAAUGCAACAAAUAGCAAUAAGGCAGCAUGGGCUCUUGCUUGUAAAUUCUGAGUUGUAGUUACUGAUCUUGCUUGAGCACUUUCUAACAUGCAACUUUAGGACUAAUUUUCUUAUAUUUUUAAAAACGCACACAUUAUGCCAAUAACUUUGCAAUGUUGACUUGUCUUCCUUUUCUUUAGAGAUUUUGAUGCUAACCUGUACCUGUGCGAGGAAGCUUUUGGUCUCUUGCCUUUUAAUACUUUCACAAGACUUUCGGGCACUUUAGUUUUCUAUGCCUAUAUAUUUGUGCUCUUGGUGAUGACCAUAACAUCUGCUGUGGUUGCUUUUCAAAAUCUCAGGUAUGUCUGUUUCUAUCUUGCAGGAUUAUGUUUUCAGUGCAGGGGGUCUUUUUCCUUUCUUGUUGAUAAGAAGAGGAAGACAUGAACAGAGUCAUAGUUCAGCAUCUGGGCAUGCUUGCCUCAGAUUUGAGCCAAUUAUCUAAGAGAGAAUUGGUUUUCUGAACCCAAGAUAUAUAACUCUGGCAGUGGCAGCCUCAGUUUUUAAAAUGAUGUGUAUAUUGGCUAGUUCACUUGCUGAAGCAUGUCACUGUAGCAAGGUUUGGUUACUGAUGCAUUUCAGGCCAGUAGUCAGCACAGUCCAGAAACCACAACAAAUUUAAUGCUGCUCGAGUAGAGUUAAUAAGGCCUAGUUUCCAGUGAGGCAGUAAACUUGUGUCUUUGCUAUACGACUUAAGCCAACAGAUGCCCAUCACAUAACAAAAUAUUCCUCCAUACACACACACACAUCCUUCCAAUGAAACAUUGCAUGUUAGAGAGAACAUAGCCUUAUACAGUGGUACUUCAGGUUAAGUACUUAAUUCGUUCCGGAGGUCCGUACUUAACCUGAAACUGUUCUUAACCUGAAGCACCACUUUACCAAAUGUGGCCUCCUGCUGCCGCCACGCCUCUAGAACAUGAUUUCUGUUCUCAUCCUGAAGCAAAGUUCUUAACCUGAAGCACUAUUUCUGGGUUAGCAGAGUCUGUAACCUGAAGCGUAUGUAUCCUGAGGUACCACUGUACUGAGCUAGACCAUUGGUCCAUCAAACUCAUUGUUGCCUCUCCCCUGACUGGCAGCAGCUCUCGGUGGAAUUUAUGCUCACAGCAAACAACAACUUUAAUUACCAGGAAAAAUAGAUCAUUUUUGCUCCCAACCUCAUAGGCCACUUUUGGAUAUUUUGCAAUGGUAUGCAGAAUUGUUGGUCAUUUUCUGUGGAUUUUUUCUUUUGACUUUUGUUACAAAAGUGAUUCACCUGGGCAGGGGGAAAUCUACUGGAACCCAAGUAAAAAUGACCAAGUAAAUGGAGAUAGAUAGAUGAUGAUAGAUAGAUAGAUAGAUAGAUAGAUAGAUAGAUAGAUAGAUAGAUAGAUGAUAGAUAUUGUAGAGAAGGUGGCUCUGUAGAACUGGAUUCUCAUCUGGGAAACUUUUGUCAGCUUUAUCCCAACACUUGCUAAUUCCUAGUAGCAGCUGAGACCAGUAUUUUGUGUAAAACCAGGAGAGUACUCCUAACUGCAAAUUUGGUAUUAGCUGUCAACCAUCUGUUUCCACACACCCCUCCUCAAACAUUUAUGUUUCAUUUGUAGUAUUAUGAUGUGCAAAUAAAAUUAUUUGUUUUUCAUAUUUAUUUCACUCAUGUUCCACCGUUUGCCAGUCCAGCUUGAAAGCAGAAAAUCUUGCACAGGGGAAUAUUUAAAGCACUCGGCAAGCAUGAAAAAUCUAUUAGUAUUGCCUUAGAAUGUUUUAUUUUCCCUGGAACCAGGAGGUUCCUUUGAACUGCAUACAAAUGUCCUGUUUUAAAAUAACGUAUUGCUAAUGUAGCCGUGCUCCUUUUCUUUUGUUUCCCUCUCACUCAGUGGCUCUGUGAACAACAAACCUGCGGAUAAACUGCAAAAGUGCAUAACUCUGCUGAAACCAGGUGUUGCUUACAAUUUAGUGCACACCAUUCUGUUUGGAUUGCUGGCUUUGAGCACAAUGAGGUACCCUUUAUCUGACACAUCAUACAUAUUGGGCACUGGAUAUUACAUGUGGAGUAUAAAGUACCAUAUAAAAUAGACUAUAAAUUCCUAUUCGGUCUGUUUACCUUACUUUUUCCCCAUAACAUAUGUCCCAGUUAUGAAAUAAAAUUGUCCUGUGGAAACUGGACUCAAACUAGGAUACAGAGGGAUUUUACUUCCAGCUCUAUUUGAUGAGCUGCCAGAACUGAUUUUCAAAAAAAGUAUCUUUGUAGGUGCUUUAAGAUACUGAAUAUUCUGGAAGUAAAAUAAAGUUAUUUUUUAAAGUCUGUAUGCUGUUACAGAUUACAUUAUCUAUAUACUAUUACUGUUCAACUUGCCUCCACAUUCUGCAUUUUCUUUCUUUCUUUUCAUCUUGCAGGAUGAAAUAUCUUUGGACUUCCCACAUAUGUGUGUUUGCAGCUUCUGGUCUGUGCAGUUGUGACAUGUGGGGCCUGAUCUUGAGAUUUGUCCAUCUUUACACACCGCAAAGGGUUAGUUAGAGCUGUUACGUGCUAUUGCUUUGCUUGUUUUCAUUGAUGUGUGAAAAAUCCAGUUCUUUAAGGGGUAGCCUGAGGUGAACCACCACACGCUUAAAACAGAUUUGCAGUACGCUGGAGGGAAAGUGUUUAGAUUUAUAUAUGGUUUAAUCUGGAAUUCAGGGUGCAUUUUGGGAGUGUAACUUAUUAAAGGAAUUCUGUUUAAGUCCACUAGAUGGUGAUGUUGCAGAAGCUAUGGAAUGCAUUUUUUUAAAAAAUAACACUUUUCAUGAAAAAUCAAAGUGACAACAGUAUAUAAUUUUUCACAUAUAGCCCAAUACAAUAUUUUGCGCUUCACAGAAGCUAAAUUAAUACACAGUAUUUUGUUAAAGUUCUUAAUGGAAUUACUUUUAGAGAAGGAAAUUGCUAACACAAAGAGGCUCUUUGACCUAAAAAGCAAUUUGUGAAGCAGCUCCUGUUGUCUCUGUUCUCAGAAUUUGUUGAUCAUUCAUUGACAGUGUUUUAUUUCAGUAAAUGUAAUUGUUGUUGUUUUCUGCCUAGGUAUCUGUGAUUAGAUAUCUGACACCAGUACUCAUAUUACUGUAUCUUUGUUACAAGGUAGGGCUCUUUGUUAGUCUGUAUCUUUCUUUUAAGGAAAAGUACUUUUAGAAAAUAAGGAAAAUUUAUCAGCCACUAAGAGCCAUUUCUCCCUAUUACAUUUGUCCAUGAGAGAUAUACUGCCAUGCGGAGAAAGGUCACAGUCAACCAAUGGUAUGCACAGAAGUAGACUCCGUGAUCAUGGCUGCACUUUUGCCAGAGACGGCUGCCAGAUUGCCAUGUGUACCACACCCUGCUCACAUUAACUUUCCUUCACACUGUCAAGUACAGGCUAGUUUCCCACAGGCAUCUGGUUGGCCACUGUGAGAACAGGAUGCUGGACUAGGUGGACCAUUGGCCCGAUCCAGCAGGCUAUUCUUACAUUCUUACCUAUGUACAUGAGAAAAUCAUUUAUGUGAAUUAUGUUACACUAGGAAUAUUUUCCCCUCAUCUCAUAUAUCAGGAAAUCAAACCACCCAUCAGCUCCCUGAUUUCUAUGCCGAUAUUUUUUUUAAUAUAUGAAGUCACACUUCCUUAUACAAUAAUUUCUAUCAAUGAAGACAUAACUUGAAAAAGAGCUGUGAAAAUAAUAGUAUUCAUAACCAACCUGACUCUGUAGCGGAAUGGCAUUUUCUUUACACCUGUGGAAGGAGACCUGUGAUAAUAUAUUCUGUAUACCGGUCGUUGGUCCAGUUAAACCCUGUUACCUCCUUUGAACAGUACAUUUUUGCAGAUAUGGCAUUUACAAGUUACACUUUCAUAAAAGUGAAACUGAAAACCACAUUCUGUUGACAUCAUAAAAUGUGGCACCUUUAUUAACUUUAUUAACUUUACCUGGGCCCAGAGACUGGGCCCAAGGACCUGCACUCUGGCUUCCUGCGAAGAACCAUCAGAUUGCCAGGUACCAUGGAUAGGGCUUUUUCAGUGUUGGACCCACAUCUUUGCGAGUUCCCUCCCACACAAGGUUCAUUUAGAGUGGACCCUCAUUGGUGGCUUAAGUACCACUUUUUAAAAACUCAGCCUUUUAUCCUUAUUUGACGUUGUUUCAGUUGCUCCUGUUUUAGUUGUUUGAUAUUUAUUAAUUUAUUAAUAGUUUAUUAUUAAUUGCUGUAAGCCACCUUGUGAAGGUUUUGCCCUAAAGACAACUUCUCUAGUCAGACUGCCCCCUCUCCUAACUCCAGGCCACGUUUACAUUUUAUGUCAUUUAUUUUAGUAUUUUAAAAUGGUAAAUCUCCUUGUGUGCUUUGGUGGGAAGGUGCUAUAUAAAUGCAACAUAUAUAUAUACAUACACACACACACACACACACACACACACACACACACAAAAUCUGGAUACAAAUACAUUAAACAAAUAAAUCUCAUUGCUAUCAUUGGAUAAAUAUUUACAAGGAUAAUUAAACAUAUAACUUACAUUCUGCAAGAAUUGUUUUGUUUUCUGAACCUGUAGGUUUUUUCUUUUUCUUUAUAUAAUAUUUUUAUUAAUUUUCACCAAUAGUAAAAUAGAUAAACAUAUCAACUUAACAAAUUUUGUCAUUUUUGGACUUCCAUCAGUCAUUCUGACAAUCAUCCGAAUUAAAAUUUUUAGUUACACAUUUCCUGAGUUUCCUAUUGCCUUUUAACAUACCCAUCCACACCUGUUUUUCUUUCUUACAAUUCUUUAAAUGCCACUAACGUUAUUUCAUUAUCACUUAUACCUCCCCAAUACUCGACUAAUUUUCCCCAGUCCUCGAUAAACUUUUGAUCUUGUUGGUAUCUGAUCUUCCCUGUCAUUUUAUCAAGUUCUGCAUAGUCCAUCAGCUUCAUUCUCCACUCCUCCAAAGUAGGUACUUGUUCCUGUUUCCAUCUCUGGGCCAAUAAUAUUCUUGCCGCUGUUACUGCAUAUUGGAAAAGUUUACAGUCCUUUCUGUUUAUUUCAUUUCCUAUGAUUCCUAAAAGGAAAGCCUCUGGUUUCUUAGCAAAUGUAUAUUUCAACAUUUUUUUCAAUUCUUUAUAUAUCAAUUCCCAGAAGCUCUUCACUUUCUUGCAUUCCCACCACAUAUGAUAAAAGGUACCAUCCUUUUCUUUACAUUUCCAACAUUUCUUACAUGUUUUAUACAUUUUUGCAAGUUUUACCAGUGUAAUGUACCAUCUAUAAAUCAUUUUCAUAACAUUUUCCUUUAACACAGUACAUGCAGUAAACUUAAUGUUUUCAUUCCAUAAUUUAAUCCAAUCUUUAAAUUGUAUAUUGUAGCCAAAAUCUCUGGCCCAUUGUAUCAUGACAGAGAACCUGUAGGUUUUUUCAGUACUCAGUUGAAAGGCUCAUUGCAAAUAUACUCUGUUUGCUACGUAUGAGCCAUUUUUAAAGCAACAAAUGUUCACUGUAGUACUCUUUACUGAUUGGUGUUUUACUUCACUACACUUUUAAAAAUAGAAACUGCUGCAAGAUGUGUCUUUUUUUAUUUUUAGCUCUCGCUUGAAAGCAAAUGGUGGCAGAUACCAACUUUUAUGCAUAGAUCUCUAAAGAUUAUAUCAUGCGGCACCAGGCUUCAUACUGGCUGAUGAGUGCAAAGGUUGCCCUCUCUCUUCUCAAUAAGCAGACCAACUAGUGCUGUCAGCUCUGACAGCCUUAAUCAGCUCUGCUGGGGAGACAGAAGGGUAUGCCUCAAUUUAGUCCUACCCAGACCCCUUCCAACUGGGGAUCAAAUCUGACCAGCUCAGUCAUAUUUUUAUGCACAUCAAAGCAACGUGCAUAGAACCUGGGGCGCUGGGUGCCCUUUCUGUCACCUGCCUGUGGGUUCCCCUCUGCAUCACCUUCCCAUGGAGGCAGAGGCAGAGGCAGAAGACCUCUCAUAUCAUCAAAACCUUUCUCUACACUCCCUGAAUCCCCUCCAGUUUUUGCACAAGCAGUUCCAGUUAGUUAUGUCCUGAAACUCUUUGUAAGUAGCAUCUCGUUUUCAGUAAGUAGGUUGAACUACCUUCUGUGGAUACAUUUUUUCCCAAGCAAAAUAUACAUUAGCUUCUCUCCUCCCAAACCUGUGGUGGUUUUGGGGGGGGAUUAUAACCUAAUCUCGAAUAAGCUAAUGAAAGCUUCUUUAGAGACAUGUGGUUGCUGUAAGUCCAGAUACAUUGCUUGAAAUAUUUAUUUGUUCAACUUCAACUGUGGCUGUUUGUUUAACCCUUUCCCUGCUCCCUAUUUUCCUGGUCCCAUACAAACACACAUUCCAACCAUCUCCUUUUCUCUAUGUGACAUUCUGGACAUCCUUUUGCCCUUGCAAACACACACCUGGAACCUCACGGGGAGAAACAUGGCUUCUGGGGGUGAAAAGCGACAGGCAAGGAAGUGGAUGAAACAUCCCCCACUGACCUCCCUCUUGCCACCAUGCUUUCCGUAAACAAAGCAGCCAGUGAGGAGGGGGAAGGUUUCAAAAUUAGUUCAUUUUUGGGGAUGGGAGGAGGGGUUGUCCUGUCACUUGCUGUCAUGGAAAAUCACUUUUCCUUCAAGUGGCUGGUGAUUUGUGAGAUCUGUUUUUGGACACAAUGAACAGAACACCAUCUUCACUUGCAGUACAUCUUGCUGCAGCCUCCCAGCUUACUGUUCUUUGUGUAGGCCUGCUUUAGUCCAAACCGUUCCCAUUUGUAAUGUUUUAAAACACAAGGCAGCUGCUGCUGAGCAGAGCACAAAACCUACUUCUUCGUAUGACUGGGAGAUCAGUCAGGUUUUCCCACUCAUUCUCUAAAAGCAGCCAUUUCUAACUGCUACAGAAUUGAGCUCCAUCCCAGUAUCUGACAUGUGGAUUAUUCUCUGUACUCUCCCCCCCCCCCGUGUGGUUUUUCUUCUAGUUCUGGCCUGGUGUGAUGGCUGAGCUGUCAGAGCUGAGGGAAUUCUAUGACCCAGACACAGUGGAGCUGAUGAACUGGAUUAAGUAAGAGGAUUUUUACUUUAUUUAAAUUAGACGCUCUUUAGAGUUAGCUGAUGUUCUUAGUGUUGCUGCUCUCUGGUUCCAUCGGUGACCUAUAUUGACCAAUUCCAGAAAGCAGGCAAUGUAACACGGAGAAGCUUUUGGCCUGUGGUUAGUGAUUUUGUUGCAAUCACUGUGCGCAAUUCCUCUUGACUACAGCAACUUCUUAUAGUUUUUGGCUAGAACAUUGAUGGCCAGCUUCAUCAUCAUGGGUGGCUGGAAUCUCCCAGGCAAGGUGUUUGGAGGCUUGAACCUACACACUCCACUGCAUGGUAGCAACUGUCUCAAGAACCUUCCCAGAUGGGUCAAGCCCUACUCAUCUCUUGCCCUCCACAACUAAACAACAUGGUAGGCACCACUUCCAGUACAAAGAAAAGAUAUUACAGAAGAUUUUCACAGGUGCUUAAGUGAUGUUCUCUCACUGUGUGCUGGGAGGAAGUACCUAACAUGUUAUUCAGCUUGGGUGGGGUGGGGAGCUAUACCCAUUCCAGCAAGGCUUCCUGGAGUUGAUGCCAUUAUGGAGCAUCAGAAUGUGGGCGGGGGGGAGGCUUCAGCCCUCCUGCACCUUGGCUUGGAGAGUCCAGUCCUUCCCCCACCCCAACUGCUAUGUUGGAAAUGGCCCCCAACCUGGCACCAGAGAGAGGCAUUUGGAGACCACAAGAUAUGGCUGGAUGUGACCUGUGGGCCUCCUAUUUCGUUUAUCCUUGACCUAUAGCUUCCUCUAUAAAAAGUGGUGCUGCGGGGGUGGAAGACUUUGUCAGUUAGCGGGAUAUGUUUGCCUCUUGCAGCACUGCAUUGCUGCUUCUUUUUUUACCUUUUUUUCCUCUUUUUUUGGGUAGGGUUAACAGACAGUGUAAUUAUUCAUGAGUAAAUAGGUAAUAUAAAUCUUCACCACCAUUGUGAAUGCAGACCAAAGUCAUCUCCAUCCCUUUGCUACCAUAUUGACAUGUUCUCAUGACUAAUGUUCACCAGCCAGGGGUCUUUAGUACCACUUCUGUAUUAAGAGAUGCUAAAUGUUUGAUAGCCCUGGUCUCUGGAGUACAAUAUGCAGUGUUUUAUAUAUAGAUUUAUACAUAAAAUAUACAUGGGGCUUUGGUUUCAGCCACAAACUGGAUUUGACUGGUUGCAAUGAGAGCAAUUUUUCACACAAGCCCAGAGCAGAGAAUACUAAACUGCUGCUUAUCCUCUUUUCCUUUUAAAUCAUGACAGACACUUUUUUUGUUGUUUGCUACUUGGAAUUUAUUGUGUCAAAGAGCGAAUGUUAUGCACGUAAGGAGAAGUUAAUUACUUUUGCAUUAACAGCAGUCGACAACCAAUUUAUGCCUUGCACCUGAAACUGGGACUGAUAUGUUCUUGCCUUGUAAGCUCCUGGUGUCAGAAAUGAUUCAGUCAUUAUUCAUUUGGCCCCUUUAAAAGUUCAGCUGAACUUCAUCUCAUUCAGGGUUUUCUGCAUAGGAUAACUUUUUUUGUUUUGUUUUGGCUUGCAGUUUUCUGCCUCAGAAAGGUUUUGAAAGCCAAAUUUAUCAUUACGGACCAUCAGGCUUUCUUAAGAAGGUGUUAUCUGAAAGGGGGUGUGCUAUUCAAUAUACAGUGAAUUGUGCUGCAUGCUGUACAUCAUGUUUUAUUCCCGUUCUUGUACAGUAGUGGACUGGAGCCUAAGGACCCUUGACCACCUUGCUUCCAUAUUCCUAUCUCCUUUACCUCCCAGUUCAUGUUGUAACUGUCAGUUCCUCUCUCUCUCUCUCUGUGUGUGUGUGUGUGUCUAAUGUAUUAUGGAAGUUUUGCACAACGCUGCUUUUGCACAAAAGCUCUGAAUUAAAAACUUAAAUAAAACAAUUAAAAGAUUGAUUUAUGAUCUGCAAAUGUGCCUUCAUUCCCAAUUCAUGUUUGGCUGUGGAUUACUGUUUGUAUUUUUAAAUUAUUGUUUUUAUACAGAGGUUUUGUGCAAGAGCAGUCUUGCCAAACCUUCAUAUUAAAAAACAAACACAAAAAAGAGGUUGAUUUAUGUUCUGCAAACGUGCCCCCAGUGUGCAGCAAUUGGAAAUAAGCAUCAUUUUGUCCAAUGAAGGAACAAAUGCCUUCUGUACCUGCUGGUUCUUCCUGAGGGGACAGUUUUAUUUUUAAUACAACUGUUUUGUGCAAUAGCAGUUUUGCACAAAACAGCUUUUUUUAAAAAAAGGGAAAUAUAGCAUAAAGGUGCCUUCAGCAUCAACCAGAAUAAGCAGGUGUAUGCUGCAUCCUUUUGUUUGGGCUAAUGGAACUAAAAUGGAUAGGUUGUGCUGAAAUGAGGAACAAAGUAGGGGUGUGUGGCAGUGGGCAGCACUCAGUCAAACUUCUAACCCCCAUAAAAAUUGGCUUUUCUAAAAAGUGCUUCCUGGUACAGUGGUACCUCGGGUUAAGUACUUAAUUUGUUCCGGAGGUCCGUUCUUAAACUGAAACUGUUCUUAACCUGAAGCACCACUUCAGCUAAUGUGGCCUCCCGCUGCCACCGCGCUGCCGGAGCAUGAUUUUUGUUCUCAUCCUGAAGCAAAGUUCUUAACCCGAGGACUAUUUCUGGAUUAGCGGAGUCUGUAACCUGAAGCGUAUUUAACCUGAAGUGUAUGUAACCCAAGGUACCACUGUAUCUUCCUGUUCUUUGUUACUUUAUGCCUUGAAGCUGCAUCAGCGGCCAUCCUAAUUCUCUAGAAGUCUCAAAGUUCUGACAUUUCUAAUAUUGCAUUUAGAAGUGUCUUGUAGAUACAUUAUUUGCAGCACUAAGCUCUAAAGUGGAGGAGCUCAAAAUGUGCAUAAAAUGUUCAUAAUUUAUCUCUUCUGAUUUGACCAUCAAAUAAAUCUUCCUCUUUAAGCAUGACUUUUUGCUUUGAAUUUUCCUAGAAUCUUAAGCAGGGUUCUUUCCACCCACCUUCCUCCAAAAUCGUACAUGGAGCCCUGUAAUUCCCAUUAAAGCUUUCUGUUGUAAAUGAGUUAUUUUGUAGUAAUCCUAUAAUUCUUAAAAGUGUAGAUAAAGCAGAGGUUCCCAUUUUGUAUUAUAGUGCUCAGUUUACCCCAUUAGUUCAGCAGUAAUUAACUUGUUGAAGCUUAGAGCUUCAAAAAUAAAUGAGAUUAUUUGUUCAAAAUGCCAUCAGGUCCGCUUGGAAUGACAUUUAAAUUACAUAAUGUAAAUCAGUUUGACCUGUAAGUCCUUGUCAUUAUUUAGUGACAUUUCUUGCAGAAUAAAUUGUUUGCAGGUUGGGCAGCCCGGUUAUGGAGCUUGGCAGAAACCUAUAAAAACAAAUUAUGCUUUCAUUUUAUACAUCAUUUGUUCAGACAUUUGUAAAAAUUGCUUCGUUUUUCCAUAAUGGAAAAGUGUCAUUUGGGCCUUUGAAGACAUUAGCUGUGUAAGAUUCAGGCUGAGCUUUUUAGCAGCUGCAUUGGGCAAUAAGGAUUAGAGCAGAGGAAUUCGGUGUUCCUCUUUGCAAUGUGCCUAAGACCAUGCUGGCUAAUUGUCCCCCUUUUGUGGUCAUUCCCUGGGAGAAUUACUCUACAUUUCUGCCACUUAUUUGUAGUAAAUUCAACCAUUAAGGAGAUCCAAGGGAAGAAGCACAGGUGAAUCCUGACUCCUCUUUUCUUCCUUCUACUGAAGCACCCCAGUUGAAUUUGUAGACCUCAUCUCAUUUUCAAAAUCCUGGUGAAAUCGCCACCAGUGGAGCCAUGGCAGAAUCUGACAAGUCAGGAAGAAUGUGCCCGGCUCUGGAUAGAACUAGGCAAAACCUGACAGGGGUCAUGGUUGAUGACUGGCAGAGUCAGAAGUCAGCUGGGUUUUCAGCUCCAAGUGCUGGUUCCCACAUAGAAUUGACAUUUACUGCUUGGACCAGUAAAACAUUGACUGUUUGGUGAUCCUAAUUGCUUAGGUCAUCAGCCAAGGUCCUGCUCUGGGUCUCUCUGCCUUCAGAGGUUAGGCCUUCUCAGUGGUGAUGCCUAGUCACUGGUGACCCUGUCUGAUCUCAUCACUGUUAACCUUGUUAGGCAUCAAAUUGUUGCUGUUUUCCUGGGCCUUAUCUUGAAUGAUGCCCGUCUUUUGCUCUUUAUUGCUGCUGGCUAUUUAAUUUGAUUAUGCUUAGUUUUGUGAUUCAGUUUCAUUAUUUGUUGCAUUAAGAGAUCUUUCAGCUGGGUGGAAAGAUUAUAAAUUAAAUAAUUAAAUGAUUUUUUAAAAGUCCCAGAAUACUUACCAUGGAUGAGGUCCCAGAUCUCUCAUAUUGCAAGAGACAUAGGAAGUGCAUGGGUCGACCUAACGGUCUUCUUUCAAUCUGACUUUUCAACGGGUGCUGCAUUGGCCCUUGGCAGAGUUUCUUCCAGCUCAGAUGGUUGAGGUCUCAGCUUGAGACCUGUCUGGAAUUCAUCUCCCAACUUGGGCUAAUGGGGAGAGAUGAUUACGCACACGCAUCACAUUAAGUUCUUCUGCCGAUUCAUAUGCUGAGACCACCUCGCUUCAUGGUAUUUGUGACUUUGAAUAUUUUAAAUGUAAUUAUAAAAUAUUAAACCGGAGCAAAGAGAUUUUUCAAAAGAAGCUGGCUUUAGAAGUCAAAGAGAAACUGACAGUUUUCUUUUUUCAUCAAAAGUUUAAAUGGCUUGCUAAAAAAUAUUAACUCUGCUAUCUGUAUAUGAGAUUCACUUGGCCUUGUAAGAAGUUUUAAAGCAGCCCUGUGGUAUGUCUUGCAUCGUUGCUACAAGUUUUCUCCUUUGGGGCUAUAGCAAACAUUUAUGGUUGUCUCUUAAUAUAUUCAAAGUUUGAUCAGAUAAUUCAAUGGAAAAUUAAGUGAGAGCUUAAAUAAUGUGCAAUAACUUGGGCAGGUACACAUAGUUAAGUGUAGAGAAAUGUUCAUGUUGGCAGCUUUCCAGCUUUCUUGAAAUGAUCUCUUCUCUUUGUUUGUUAAAUUGUAUACCUUCAAUCAGGUAUCUGCAAUAACAACAUGGGCAUCUUAUUUCUGUUGUUACUUAUGAUUACAGUACAGCCAGCCUGGGAUUGUAUUACUUCAGGAUGAGUGUUUUAAAGGCCUUAUCCCUUAUAAGCAAGAUGCUUUUGCCCUUCUGAAUUGCAUGGCUUUUACUAGGAUGGUUGACCUAACUCUUACCUGCAUGGACUGUUGCCUUAAUUCUUAAGCCUAUCCUAAAACCCCAAAAUGAAGUCUGGUCAAAAGACAUGGGGCUUGAGGGAGUUGCAGGGGCAAAUAAGUGUGUGUGUAGAGAUGGUCCCCUCUAGAGCCCCACAAGGCCUAAGUCUGCCUCCAAUGGAGACAAAAUCUGCGACUUUGGGUAUGUAUUUGCCAACUCUCAGUCCUUGACUGCUUCUUCAUCUUUCGCUCCAGUUGCAAAGAGAGUUGCCAGAUAAAACCCACUAAAGUGAUAUUCCCUCCAUCAGUCUCGGGGGCACUUGCUUGAGAAAGCUGUUCAAGUCCUUUUGAAAAGGACUGGGGUUUUUACAUCCCUUGUCUCUCUUUCUUUAACUAGAUCAGCACACAGACACACACACAAAUCACAUUAAUUGUCUAAGAACUAAUUAAUUUAAAACAAAAUUAAUUCUUGCAACCAAAUGUAGCUGUUUUGCAAGCAGAUGUGAGGAUAUAGGAAUUUCUCUUGUCUAUAUUACAAAGUAUAACUUUAGCUAUACAGUUAUACCAAUAUGAUAAUAAAGUUGUUCUUAAUAUUUGCCCAGGUCUAACACCCCCAAGAAGUCAGUGAUUGCAGGAAGCAUGCAGCUCUUAGCAGGCGUCAAGCUGUGUACAGGAAGGAUUUUAACAAAUCACCCCCACUAUGAGGACAAGAGCCUGAGAGAAAGAACAAAACAGGUAAGGGAGACCUUCUCAGCAAGUCCUUACAGCUGAGCCAUUGGUCAGGCCUGGCAUAAAGUUAUUAAUGGGUGUAGCUAAAGGAAGCUCCAUUGUCUCCCACCAACACCUGGCCCAAGUCAAACAUUCAUUGCAAGGCACUCAGCAGUGAUUAAAAUGAAAUCAGUAUUACCAAAACUGUUUUCUGAGGGAACAGAUGCACUGUUUGGGGGUUCUCCUUGAUCCACCAUUAUCACAUAAGGCCCAACUUGUAAUCAACACACCAACAGCAACUGCACCUGGACCUAACAUAAUCUGGUAUUGAGAACCUCAAGACUUAAUUACUGAGUGCGUUCUAUGCAGUGCUGCCAUUAGGUCUGGUCAGGAAGCCAUAGCUGGUGCUAGACUGCUAAGUUUGACAUCCCAUCCCAAACACAAACUUGAUGCUGAGCCAGAUUUAAGGUGCUGCUGUAACUUACGUAGCAAUCUUGUAGAGAGUAUUCCCUUCCUUUAUAUUUCAGAAGUUGUACAUUCAGAUUCUUUGGUCUUUUUUUUGUACCCAUUUCUUAUCCAUAUCUCUAUUUUAGUCAAUGCAAAAGAGCCACACUAAGCCAGACAAAAGAUCCAUCUUGCCCAGUGUCUUAUUUCCCACAAUAAUUAGCAGGGUGCUCCCAGGAAGUCCACAAGCAGCCAUCAAGGCUGCAAGCCAGUUCCUGCUGUUACCUGCCAUCAAGUCGUAUUCCAUGGUAUACUUUCUCUGAAUACAGAGGGCCCCAUCAUGACUAAUUGACAGACUUCUUCACGAAUUUGUCUUUUAAAGCCAUCUAAGGCAGUGACUGUUACCAUAUCUUGGCACAGUGAAUUUCAUACUUCAAUUUUGUGUUGCGUGUGUUCUUCCUUUUGUGUGUUCUGAAAUAUACCUCCAUCCAAUUUCAGUGGAUGACCCUGAAUUCUAGUAUUAUGGAACAGGUGCAGGGGACUGUCAAAUUUCUCCACGUUAUUUCAUAAAUCUCUGUCUUAUGCUCCUCUUGAGUUGUCUUUUUUUUUCCAACUUUGAGCAAUAAAGAAAUGGCAGAAAUGGGGGUGGGAAUCACAAUUCUAAUUAAAUUACACUGUUUCUAGGUUUAUCAGGUGUAUGCAAAAAGAUCUCCUGAAGAAGUCUACAGGAUCCUCAGAUCUUUUGGGACUGACUUUGUGAUCCUGGAGGACAGUAUUUGUUAUGAAAGAAGACACAGCAGGGGCUGUCGGCUGCGUGAUCUUCUGGACAUAGCAAAUGGCCACGUAAGUACUGGAGCCUGCCUUCCUGUUUGCAUUACAGUAUUUGCAGGAACUCUGGCACAGGAUCAUCUCUCCCUGUAACACGCUGUGACUUUGUAGCCAACACAGUGCACUCCAGAUGUUGUUAAACUCCAACUCCCAUCAGCCACAAAGCAGCCUGGCAAAUGGUUAGGGACGAUGGGAGUUGUACCAACAGUAAUUGGAUGGUGUCUUGGUUGGCUGUCUUGCCUUAAAUACACAGCAAACAUAGUGUGAAAUGUACUAUGAACCAGACAGCAGGACUAUUAUGUCACUGGGAAAUCUAGCAUUUAUGUUCUGUUUGGAGUUUAUAAAGAAGGCUGCAAUCCUAAUCCCACUUGCCUGUAAGCCCCAUUGAAUUCUGCUGGACUAACUUCUGAGUAGACGUAGUUAGAAUUGUGCUGUAAUCUGUGGUCAGGCGUUAGGAUUGCCCAUGUGAAUUAAUAUAGGAUUGAAUCAAGUAAAGUACAACGUGCCAUACACUGAAAGCACAUUUUUCCUCCAAAGAAUCUAGGGAAAUCUAGUUUGCCUCUCACACAGCCACAAUUCCCAGCACCCUUAACAAACUGCAGUUUGUAACAAACUACAGGAUUCUUUGCUGGGUGUGUGAGGUGCGUGUGCUUUCUGGUGUAUGGUGUGUGGGCAGCUGUGGGCUUUUUUCUGACUAUACAAUGGCAUCUGGUGCUUGUACAGCUUAGUGCGUUUCCUUUGUAUUGCAUUAAGAGAGCAGUUCAUUGUUUUAGAAUGUGGUAACAAGAAGAUGUUUGAACAAACUUGUAAUUUCUGUUACAGACCAUGGAUGGUCCUGGGGAGAAUGAUCCUGAUUUAAAACAUUCGCCACAUCCUCGCUUCUGUGAGGAAAUCAAACGAGACCUGCCUUCAUACACAAUGUAUUUUGCUAAAGUAUUUCAGAACAAAACGUUCCAUGUUUACAAGCUCGCUAGACAUAAAAAGACUACAUAGCUUUGCUGUGACCGCAGCAGCUCAUGCCAAGAGUUUACAGAAACGGUUCAUGGAGCGGGGUGGAAUCAUUGUACACUGGGUUAAGUGUUUUACCUUUUAAUUACUGUGAUCAUUAGAAAGGGUUUGUGCUGAUAAUGUUUUUAUGUGUCCAGAAAGCUUUUCUAGACUACAGAAGGCUGGUUCAGAAAGGGCUCUGGUGCAGACGUUGUACAAGUGGUGUGGUGCAAGCUCCACCCUGACGUCUUCAGUGUCAUGUGGGAGUGACUCUUUUGUGAAGCACGCUGGCACAUCCCCCAUGAAAACGAUGCUCAACAUACAGAGAAGGGGGGUGGAGUCUGAGUCUUAGUCUCACCUGCAUUGCACUCAAAGCAUACUUACCCAGGACCUCUGUGGACCAGCUGUUGUGUCUUUCCAUCUACUGCUAAUCUAGGGGAGUCUGCUCAGGGUUCUGGCUUGCUAACAUGAUCCUGCUGAUACCAUUAGUGUCUUGUUGUUGCUUCUUCAGUUAUUUUCCUUAGGGUGCUUGGGAACACCAAUCCAAAAACAUUUACUUGGGAGUAGUUUCUCCAGAUUUUUCUUGGUGCUUUUUCCAUGGUUGCUUAAGCAUCACAGACUAAUCUUCUGAUGUCUCAGCCCUCAACCCGGAUCCCAGAGCUUUGCUGCCAAAGUGCUUAGGGUGUGUAUACCAGUGACCUUUUCCUUUUCUAAUGCUAGGACCCAGAUGUGAGCUCUGUAAUAGCCAUCAGCAAUGCAAUGCUUUUGGUAACCUUCCCUUCACACGCACACCCUGCUCUCCCUUGCUUCUCUCUCAGACAGCACAGCUCUGAGGAUACUUGGCCCUCUGCUGACAAGGAUGGAGCUGCCAGUCUCUUAGCAGCCACUGUGCAGCUAAGGGCAAAGUAACCCAAGAACAUCCCUGCGUACAGUUUUGCUGUUAGCAGGGACUAAAAAGUGAGGGUUUUCCCCAGCAGGGACAGCUAUGCUGUUCUUGCCACAGCAUUGUCUUUGUGCCAUCGCUCAUCCAACACCAGGUCCUUAAUUUUUGCUGCAGGUUGAUCUGCCCCAAAGCAAAGCUCUGGGCUUUGUAUGAGUGCUGUCGCUGAAGACCAUAGUCCAGCAAAAGGCUUGCGUCCGUCAUUUGAACAUUGCUCCCCUUCCUCAUUGUAUGGUACUUCUCAAGCUCUCUUGACUUUCAAACACUUGUUGCUCAGCAUUCCAUUUGUAAUGUUUAGUGGCUGCUUGUUUUACCUGUGGUUCCACACUUGAUGACUGAUUUUUGUGUGUGGUUUUCAAACUUCGAAGACUGGAGCAUGUUGGGUUUCUUCGUUUUUCUUUUGAUAAUGUAGCAUGUUGUGGCGUCCUUUCAGAUGAGCUUUUACAAACAAGCAAAAUGCCCCCCCCCCAUGUCCCCUCCUGCAUAUUACAAUGUUCAGUUACUGUAUUCUGUUCUCCCACCCCCCUUCUAAGUGUGUCUUUUUAAGUAAGAAUACCAAACCCAAGAGAAACACUGUCAUGAGCUUCGUUAUUAAAAGUGGUAGGAUAUAUUGUACUUUAAGGGAGAUUUUUGCUUUAUUGUAUGUGACAAGUACUUACACGAACUGUUUCCUCUCAAAGAUCCUCCCCUCUUCAAUGUUUUCCCCCUCCUUACUUGGACAAAAAACAACAACCCCAUGAAUCAUGUUCCUUAUGUUGAAGCAAAUAGAUUUCACAUUUUUGUACUUUUAUGAAGACUAUCAACUUUAUAAUGCUGUGCUUUUUUUAUUAAAAAAAGUCACUGUGAUGUUUUUAAAGCUAAUUUUAACAUUUUUAUAUGAGACUUAUGGUAGGGUUGGUUUGGAAGUAGAACUUUCCCAAUCAUUACCAAGUAACUUGCAGCUGUAGGCACAACCUUUAUUAACUUCAAAGUCCCAUUCAAAUGCAUGGGAGUUGGGCAAGGCCACAAUCCAUCUCCUGUUAACUCCAUUUUUUCCCUGGUGUAAUAAUGGCCAGUGUUCACUUCUGGUGCAAAAUCUGAUGGUAAUCAAGUGCCUCUGGAAAAACAUCAAUAGGAAGCAUAUUUGGCCUGCUCAAAUAGUUCACGUAAGAAAAUUGUUGCAAUUAAUUCCUAACGAUGAGAAAUUUGCAGAGCUUCAGCUAGCCUCCCCCACAUUUAAUUAAAUCAAGAUGUGUAAUGAGAUUAAAGUUCCCCAACUGAGCUAUGUUCCAGUUCCCAAUGAUUUAAACACUUUUCCCCUCUGCAGUUGUUCCUUGGUAAAUUACUGCAGGGCUAGAUACGGUUCUGUCACCCUCACACAAAAUAAUUUUACAUUUAAGCGCAAGUAUUCAUUAAAUAACACACAGGAUCCUUCUGCGCUUUCAUCCCACCACCACCAAAAGGAAAGCAGACUUUAAUCAGCUCACACUUAAAUCAAACCUGGAGGUGAGCCAUGCAGGAUUUUUUGAUUUUUUUUAUUAUGAUUUUUAGUGAGGAAGCAAAGCCCCUGAAUAAUUCCUACUCUGUUUCCCUUAAUGAGGUUGGAGCCCACUGCCGCUUCAACAUAAUACAAUAAUAAAACAUUCUAAUAAGUAGUAAAACUUUAAUUAAGCCUGUAGUGAUGUGUGCCUGAUCUUGCUGGGAGCCUGGGUCAGCAGAUUCCUCGCUGGUAAUGCUGCAUGCUAAUUCAGGAUAAGCACAUCCCAGGCACGGUGGAGUGAGAUAAGGUUGCCCUGUCCUUUAGAGGCAGUGGGCCUAAUCAGCUGAGGAUGCAGGCGCUCAGGGCCACUUUGCCCAGAACAUUAUGCACCUGUCUCCCAAGCAGCCCACACAGCCGCAGUAUAUCAGGCCUCAUCUUAUUUUAAGCCUUAAGCUCGGUCAGUGUGGAGGAGCAGGCAGAGAUAUGACAGCCUGCAUGUGGUUCUGAGGUCUUAUUGCGACUGCUGCAGACGCCUCUGUCAUGGCAUAUGCAAAACGGGGGCAUGGCCAGGUGGGCACUUGAGGUGCUGGCAGCUCACCACUCUAGUACCUGCUGCUUAACUUCAGCUUCCCCAGCAAGAAUUCCGAUGGCACUACUAUCUUUUUUAAAAAAGAACACUGACCCAUGCACUGUUUCAGUAUUUUCACAUCACAUUUUUUAUUACCAAAUAUGUAUGAUCAAAUAUUGCCAUCUUAGAAAUGCAAGCUUUUUAAAAAAAAAAUCUGGAGCUGUCAGUUGUCCCACCCCACCCCACCCUCCGACCAAGCCAAAUCUGACCUUGACUAUAACAAAACAGUGUGAGAAGGCAAUCUUUUUUAUUGGGCCAACUAAAAUACUGGAUGCAAGUUUUUGGAUUGCACAGAACUCUCUGGUGGGCUUAGUGUGACCUUAAGAGGGACAUGGUCAGUGGAGAAAGAGGGAGAGAGAGAGAGAGAGAGAGAGAGAGAGAGCUGCUACUUGGGUCAUUAGAAUGAUGGAUCUGGAGCUGCAUUAAGGGUGUUAAAAGGGAAAUUUCAUUUUCUUUGUAAUGUGCCUGAUACCUGCAAAGCAAUUUCAGGGGUCUGGGUGGCUUGGUGUUGUUGUGGGAAUAUUGUAGGCAUCAGGAAUAGCCUUUGAGAUGCUGGGUGCCAAAUGGUUUUUGUUUGCUUUGCUCCUGUAGCUAUCAGUACUUGAGGGCUGUUAGAAUGUGCCAGGGGUCCCUUUCCUGUCUAAUAUUCCUUCCUUCCUUCCUUCCUUCCUUCCUUCCUUCCUUUGCAUCCUUUCCAGUCAUGGAAGUGUACCCCACCACCCGCUUCAUUUUAAUUUAAGGAAGGAAGAAAGGAGGAGGUUCAGAAGUAAGGAUUGGCCAGUAGGUUGGCUGGUGAGUCGCCAUCCCGUGCCUUUUGUCUGCAAGCACUCAAGGCUACACAGUGCUGGCACCUUUUUUUCUAGAAGAAAAGCACUGGUUUAAAGUGUGGCAUUUAAUGUAAUAGCUUCAUGGUGAGUACCAGCACUGUAUUACUAGAAGAAAAGCAAUGGUUUCCCCCACAUCCUUACUUGAACAUGCACAAUUGGAAGGCAGGUCUGACAACCUGAAAAAGCCCCAACAUCAGGGAUUGUGGAAUAAAUCCAGGCAGCGACAUGUAUAAUGUGUCUAACACAAUCAUCAAAGGAAGUUUGAGGGACACUUAGCAAAUAAGUCCCUCAAACUUGGCAGUACAUGGGGAGGAGGAGUUGGGAAUGGUAGGGAACAGAACCCUAGAAAGCUGAAUUCAGAACCUUGCAGGCAUUUGCCCUGUUUCUCGGCAUGCUGUGACUGGGUGGCUUCCUUUUACAGCACAAGAGUCACACCUGCCCUUGGCCCCCAUCCGUUGGGAGCUGCAUGCCAUCAGUUAGCAUGGCCAAAACUGGGUGCAGCCACCACACACUAAAGCAGGAACACACACAGGCACAUAGCCCACCUGCCUCAGCUGAUCCAUGAAGAAAGAGCUAUCGUCUCACCACUCAACAAAUGAUCAGUCUGAUGUCUGGGAACGGCAUGAUUUACAUCGCCUCCAAGGUCCUGGGCUCUGCCCAGCCUGUGCUGUGUACAGCCAGCUCACAACUUGUGUGCAUUUAACUUGCACAAUCGCAGCUUUACGCUCUUGGUGGCCGGCCAGCACACAGUCACCCAACUUAAACAUACACAAGGCGGAAAGCUUAAAAGCUGUUUCCACAUCACAUUUUCCUGCCGUGGAAAAAGCUUUUAAGGUCUCCACCUUGCUAUCUGGUUCUGGGAAAGUCUCACAUUGUCUCUGGGAGGCUCCAGUGAGAUCUCAGGAGCCUCCCAGAGCUGGUAUGAGAGCCUCCCAUAGCCCGUUAAGCAAGGCAAAGAGCUUAUAAGCUCUGCAUUGCUUGGGUGGCAAGGCUCACAUGGUGUACUGGCUCCAGAAAGGUAGGGAUGGUUGCAUUGGAGCGGUUCUGGGGUGGUUUUGGCUACACACAAUUUUGGCUUUACACAUCAUCUCCUGCACUUACUGAGGCUAUAGCUAUUGUGAUCUGAAUCUAACUCCCAAGCAAGUUGUGAGUCAUCUGUAUUUAUUUUCACUUUUCUGCUGCAACCAAAACUGGAGAAGUCGGGGGGGGGUGUCCCCUGUUUUGAGGGAAGCAGGUCAAGCCCUUGAACUUGGGGUUAGAAACUACAGCAUAAGAGGGAACUGUAGGAAGGGGGCACAGCUGUAGAAUUCAUAAGCUGCCAAAGAUUCAAGUCUAGCUGUGAGCUAGUUUAGCGACAGGGCUAGUUCCCAUUCUGGGAGCAAAGAUUGGGGGUUUUCAUGCUGCUUCAGGUCAGUUUUUCUUCUUCAGUAUUGCAUUCCCUUAGUUCAGGCCUGUACAAUUUAUGACCCACCAAGCCAAGUGUAACACACCAGCCAUGCCUAUUGGCCCACCAGAUGAUCAGCAAAUCUGCCUGUCUUUGACUGCAAACCUGAGCGGGACUGGGUGGGGGGGAACAUGGCUGAUGAAUUGCAUUUGUUGAGCUGGCCUGGGAAGCCUGCCUUUAGCACAUGGGAUGAGAAAUCUGUAGCCCUCCAAAUGUGGUUGUACUCAAUGUUCAUCAGACCCAGCCAGAGUGGCCAGUGUUUAGCAAUGAUGGACACUAGAGUCCCAAGUGAAAGGCCACAUGCUACCCAUCCCCGUUCCUCACUGUGCCAUCUGUAACAUUCUGCUACCAAAUGCAUGCCAAAAAAAGUUGUUUAUUAUUAAACGUGAUUCUCUUCUCGCUUGCAAGAAACACUUGCAUCCAACCUGCAAGCUACUUGCAGUGCAACUCUAAACCAUGUUUACACAGAAGUAGAUCCAACGGAUGUCCAGUGGAUCUACUUCCAAGUUCAAACCCAACUUGUUGCCACCCUUGUCUGCUCCUUGGCCCCUUAGUGUGGAAGAAAAGGUUACUCUACAUUUAUUCAGAAGAGAAGUUUUCUAUACAGUUACGGUGAAAGUGAAAUUGUCAGUCUGUGGAGCUAAAAAGUCAAAAGGAGGCCAGUAUGAACAUGAGGAGACACACAUCUUCAAUAUUUUUGCUGGUUAACACUUCACCGUGCAGGCAUUUUAUAAGAUGCUGUACUGAGAUGCAUGAAUAUUGUCUUCUAAAUAAAGUUUGAUCUGCAAAUC
Messenger RNA from Podarcis lilfordi (Lilford's wall lizard), 40580 nucleotides. The record is from the annotation of a GenBank genome assembly. Lineage: Eukaryota; Metazoa; Chordata; Lepidosauria; Squamata; Lacertidae.